CGCCCUCCUCCCUCCUCCUUCCCCCUUUUCGUUUCUACUGCAUUUUUUUCUGCUCCAGAGAUUGGCUUUUUUGGGUGUUCGACUUUCUGGGUUUUCUUCAUCUGAUUGUUUUCUCUGAGAAAAUUUGUGUGUUUUUUUUGUUUGGGAGGGCUAAUGGAAGAAGAAGAAGAGGGACUUCCUGACCAUCUGCGGUGCAAGAGGACUGAUGGGAAGCAAUGGCGUUGCAAACGAAGAGUGAUGGAGAAUCUGAAGCUUUGUGAAAUUCACUAUCUCCAAGGCCGUCAUCGUCAAUACAAGGAGAAAGUUCCUGAUUCUCUCAAACUUCAAAGGACGAACAGGAAAUCGAUUGAAGCAGAUUCGAAUGUUGAAAACCUCGUAAUUAGGGCGCCGAAAGCGGCAGCACUGGCGAAACUAAUGAAGAAGAAGAAGAAGAAAUUAGCGGGGGCUUCAGCCGCAUUGGAUGGGAUUAUGAAUAGAAUGAAGAUGAAGAAAGGGAGUAUGCAGGUGGAGUUGAUACGGAUGGUGCUGCGGAGGGAAGUGGAGAAGAGAAGAAAGAAGAAGGUUGUGGAGAAGACCAGGAAGUGUAUGAAGAACUUCGGUAACGAAAUUGAGUUGGAGAAGAACAGUGAUAAGGAAAUGAUGAGACAAUUGCCCAAUGGACUCAUGGCUAUUUCUCCUUCUCCAUCUCCUCUCCAAUCUGGCAAUGAAGCUUCUUCCAGCGGAAUCAAGUCUGGGGCAGAAUCAAGGCCGAUUCAGCAACGGCGAUUUCGGUCCAAGAAUGUCAAUAUUCUUCCAGUUGGUGACUUGCAGGUUCUACCAUAUGGGCGUAAUGUGGGGAAUUUGAGAAAAUGUAGGAGGAAGAAGUGCCAUGGGUGUCAGAAAAGUACUUCUUGGAGUUUAACUCAGUGUUCAAGUUGUCAAAAGACCUUCUUCUGCGUAGACUGCAUCAGAGAGCGGUAUUUCGAUACACCGGAAGAAGUUAAAAGGGCCUGCCCUGUUUGCCGUGGGAUUUGCAACUGUAAGGACUGCUCAGUGUAUCAAUCUUUGCACACAGAAUGUAAGUUUCAGGAUUUUUCGGGAGAUGGCGUUGGAAAAAUUUUACGUUUCCAUUAUUUGAUUUGUGUUCUUCUCCCUAUGCUCAAACAAAUAAACAUAGAGAAGCACGCAGAGCUUGAAACAGAGGCCAUGGUAAAAGGGAUAGAACUUUCCGAAGUUGAUAUCAAGCAGGAGGAAUUUAGCAGUCUUGAACAUUGUUGCAGUAACUGCAAAACUGUUAUUGCGGAUCUCUACAGAAGUUGCCCAAGUUGUUCCUAUAAUCUCUGCUUAAGUUGCUGCCGUAAUCACGAGGAUUCGAAUGGAGUAUAUAACAUGUCUGUUCCGAAGUAUCGUAAUGGAAAGAAAACCUGUCUGUCUGAUAAAAAGAAACUUUUGAGAAACAAGAAGUUAAAUCCUAGUCUGUGGCUUCCUUCUUCCAAAUCAUUGCAUAAAGGGAGAGUUCAUAAUAGUGUUAGACAUUUUUCUUGUCCGUCAAAAGAAUGUGGCAGUUGCAUUGACAGCCUUCUUGAGUUGAGAUGCAUUUUCCCGUUAAGUUGGACUAAGGAACUUGAAGUGAGUGCAGAAGAAAUAGUAUGCAGCUAUGAUUUUCCAGAGUCUGUCGAUGCGUCGUCAAACUGUACUUUGUGCUUUAGUGAGGAUCAUAAGGUUGAUGGAACUGAAGAGUUCCAGAAAGUAGCUGUCCGAGAGGAUUCAAAUGAUAACUAUUUGUAUUAUCCCAGCCUUCAUGAUAUCCGUCUUGAUGACCUCGAGCACUUUCAGAGGCACUGGGUUAAGGGUCAUCCAGUAAUUGUACGUAAUGUACUGGAGAAUUCAGAUCUGACUUGGGAUCCAGUAGUUAUGUUUUGCACUUACCUUGAGAGAACCAUUUCGAGAUACGAAAAUAGCACGAGUCUCCCUGAAGCUACCAAUAACUUGGAUUGGUGUGAGGUAGAAAUUGGCAUUAGGCAGUAUUUUAUGGGUUCUCUAAAGGGACAGACGCACACAAACACUUGUAACAACAUGCUAAAAUUAAAAGGUUGGCUUUCUUCCCAUUUGUUUCAAGAGCAGUUUCCAGCUCAUUAUGCUGAAAUAAUGCGAAUUCUACCACUUCAAGAAUACAUGAACCCCAUGUCUGGUCUUCUGAAUCUAGCUGCAAAGUUGCCACAGGAAACUGCAAAGCCUGACAUGGGUCCAUCUGUCUAUAUUGCCUAUGGAUGUUCUGAAGAUCAUGUUUUGACUGACUCUGUCUCCCGAUUAUGUUAUGACUCGUACGACGUGAUUAACAUUUUGGUCCACAGUACAGACGUCCCUGUUUCAACAGAACAACUUACAAAAGUUGUAAACUUGCUUCAAAGGCAAAGGGCUCUAAGGGAGUCCUCCAAUACCUCUACUAAUCAGUCAAGUGUGGAGUCUUGUAAGCCUGGAGAAGAAACACCCCUCAGUAAGAGGUUUGCAAAAGUACCCUGUUUUUCUGUAUCCACUGAUCAAGUGUAUGCUCAUGGUAUUAAACGCCCUAGUAUGAGCUCUGACGGUACAUGUGAUUCGGAUCAUGAACCAUUAAUGCUUCGGUGCAAAUCUUCCCGAAUUAAUGAGACAACUGGAGAUCAAAAGAAGUUUAGGGAUCAGACAAAAUCAUCUCUUGUUGCUGGAAACAAUUCUUCAAAGUCGUGUCGUGCCCAAUGGGAUGUCUUUCGGAGGCAAGAUGUUCCAAGGCUAUCAGAGUACCUUCGCAGGCAUUCUGAUGAGCUCGUUCAUAAGCAUGUUGUGCAUCCAAUUCUCGACCAGAAUUUUUUUCUCGAUGCAACCCACAAAUUGAGGCUGAAGGAGGAGUUUCAAAUUGAACCAUGGACUUUUGAACAAAAUGUUGGAGAAGCUGUCAUUAUUCCUGCUGGAUGUCCAUACCAGAUACAGAAUCGACAGUCUUGCGUUCACGUAGUAUUAGAUUUCAUCUCACCUGAAAGCGUUGGCGAAAGUAUCCAGUUGAUCGACGAGGUUCGACUGCUACCAGAAAACCACAUAGCAAAAGUGAAGACAUUAGAGGUAAAAAAGAGGGCCCUCGCUACUAUAGAUGCAGCAAUAAAAAGAGUUCGGGAGCUUACAAAUGCACUGCAAGUACCCCAUUGAUCGUGUAAGGUUCUUUUUUUCUAUCCCUUUAUUUUUCUGGUUCAGCAUUCUUUAUCUACCAUUGUCGGUGUCUAAUAUGCAUCGAAUUGGUUGAUUUGAUGCUCAAUUUGACACACUUAUAGAAUAUCUUUGGCAUCUGUUGUCCAAAUCUCUGUGGAGUUCAAGAUGAAACCAUACUGCACCUCCCUCACUUAAGCUAAAUUUGUAGUUUCAAAGUUCUUUUACGAAAUAAUCUCAAAAUAGAUGGAGGAUCAACUAA
Molecule: messenger RNA, 3418 nt
Organism: Cucurbita pepo subsp. pepo (vegetable marrow)
Lineage: Eukaryota; Viridiplantae; Streptophyta; Magnoliopsida; Cucurbitales; Cucurbitaceae
Gene: B160
Product: protein B160
Biological process (GO): regulation of transcription by RNA polymerase II
Cellular component (GO): chromatin; histone deacetylase complex
Molecular function (GO): chromatin DNA binding; histone H3K9 demethylase activity; transcription coregulator activity
Source: RefSeq, a predicted model, not a curated record